ACGCGGAUCCGUUUCUACCUCUUCACCGGUCACGAGCGCAGCUGAAAGGCAGCAGAAACAAAACAACGCGUCGAGCAGAGAUUUGGCCUGGAAGACUAUGCUGGCUCUCAGAGCGAGUCUGCCCGAUCGUUUCGCUGUUACCAACGUACUACGACCGAUCCUUCAGAAUUGUUCGGUUGGAAAGAAAUUUGCCGCAACGGUCCAUCUCCAAGCGAAGAUGUCGUUCGAAGUUGAGAAACAGAAAUUCUUGACCAUGCCGUUAGAAGAGAAACGAAAGUUCUACAAAGGAAGUAUAACCACGUUGGAUCAACUCCCGACAUGGGCGGAAUACUGGAGUAAGAAUAAAACGCACAUCGGUCUGUUGAACCUAGAGAAAGUGGAAAAAGUGGACGAGGAGCUGGCUAAAAAGAUUUCAAUAUGGCAAGGUGACAUCACGUCUCUCGAGAUCGACGCGAUCGUGAAUGCCGCGAAUUCGAGUCUUCUCGGCGGUGGCGGAGUUGACGGAGCUAUUCACAAAUCUGCUGGGCCGAAUUUAAAGAAAGGAUGUCGCGUCGGAGAAGCUAAAAUAACCGGGGCUUACAUGUUGCCUGCAAAGUAUGUGAUUCAUACGGUCGGGCCACAAGGGGAAAAGCCAGAAAAGUUGAGGGAAUGUUACGAAAACAGUCUGGCAGUUGCUAAAGAUAACGAGUCGCGCGUGAUCGCUUUCCCUUGCAUAUCGACAGGAAUUUACGGAUAUCCCCAGAGACCAGCUGCCAAAGUAGCUAUAUCAACGGUCAAGAAGUUCCUACUCGACAACAAAGACGCAGUGGAUAGAGUUAUCUUUUGCCUAUUCCUGAAAAGCGACAAAGACAUAUACGAGGAAUUGUUACAAAAGUAUUUUCCUAUCGAUUGAAUUGACCUACCCGCUGGCAGAGGUACCGCAAUAUUUUGAGGUUAAGCUCGAAACGUAC
Molecule: messenger RNA, 950 nt
Organism: Habropoda laboriosa
Lineage: Eukaryota; Metazoa; Arthropoda; Insecta; Hymenoptera; Apidae
Product: macro domain-containing protein CT2219-like
Exons: 8
Coding region: 98-892 (264 amino acids)
Biological process (GO): DNA damage response; peptidyl-glutamate ADP-deribosylation; purine nucleoside metabolic process
Cellular component (GO): nucleoplasm
Molecular function (GO): ADP-ribosylglutamate-[protein] hydrolase activity
Source: RefSeq, a predicted model, not a curated record